Messenger RNA from Cryptosporidium ubiquitum, 582 nucleotides. RefSeq lists its product as uncharacterized. The record is from RefSeq and is a predicted model, not a curated record. Bases 1 to 582 code for a protein of 193 amino acids. NCBI's taxonomy places the organism in Eukaryota, Apicomplexa, Conoidasida, Eucoccidiorida, Cryptosporidiidae. The transcript has a single exon.
AUGGUAUUUAAUGUAAGUUCGUUAAUUGAACCAAACAGAUUCAAUAGUUUCUACCCUUCGCUUGAGAAUUCUCCGAUUUUAACAAACUCAUGGACCAUUGGAAUAUUUAUUCGACUAAAAAUAUCUCUAUGGGCACCUCUUUUCGAAGAAGUUACAGAUCAAAGGCUCUUCAAAGAAAUGCUAACUUUAUGUAUUAAUCGAGGGAUCCCUCCGCCACAGCCACCAACUUUCAUUCGAAUACUUGAAUAUGAACAUUUGACUGGGUUUACUGGAGUAUUGUUUGAAUUUCCAAAAAAUGACCAAACAAAUAAGAUUAUAAACCGAGAAAAUAUUCUCCAAUUUUUGAUUCAGUGCCGAGAAGAUAAGCUUGGAGGAGAGGCACAUAUUGCAUCUAACAUAUUAUUGAGGAAUUCUCCUGUUGUACAAAACACAAAUUCAAUACAGGAAUUAAAAUUUAAAAAGAUUGAAGAAGACUACUCAAUGGCAACCACAUUCACGAUAACUUUUUUGAUGGUGGCAACUACACUUUCAGUAAUUAGUGCAUAUGUUAUUUACUACUCUGUUGCUAGAAAUAAAAAGUGA